This is a messenger RNA of Trifolium pratense (red clover), 564 nucleotides long. RefSeq lists its product as uncharacterized. The coding region runs from base 83 to 442 and encodes 119 amino acids. The transcript has 2 exons. Lineage: Eukaryota; Viridiplantae; Streptophyta; Magnoliopsida; Fabales; Fabaceae. The record is from RefSeq and is a predicted model, not a curated record.
CAAUUCAUAGACGAAACAGAAGAAUCUGUGUCAUUCAUUCAUUCAUUUCAUUUUUGGUUUUUCAACCUGAAACUGAAAUGAAAUGAAAUGCCUCCAAAUGGCACUUCUCAAUCUUCCACGAAUCUUCUCCACUAUCCCUCCUUCUCCAAUCUUCUCAAUCCAUCCUCACCGUCCAUUUAAACCACUCACUUUUUCCUCCACUUCUCUCCGUCGUCUUCGCUGCCGUGUCGCUUCACCGGAUCCUCCUCCUCCUCCGCAUAACUCUGACCCACCUCCGGGAGAAGAUUCAUCACAGCUGCAAAAUGUUGCUGCAUCUUUAUCAAAAUUUCAAGAUAGAGUACAGAUCUUCUUUGCUGUUCUUUUCUGGAUGUCUCUAUUCUUUUGGGCUUCUGCAUGGGAUGGAAGGAAUAGACCAAACAAGGGAUCAAGAUUUAAAAAAUAAAAUAGUAAGCAUUUAAUUUGUAUAUAUUUAUUGAAUUAUUAUAACUUAGGAGAACAAAAUUAUAAAGUAAAGCAAAAAUAAUUGAAAUUAAUAUGUUGAAUGAAUGUUCUGUUUCUCCAUAA